Laccaria bicolor S238N-H82 is the source of this 1068-nucleotide messenger RNA. RefSeq lists its product as uncharacterized. The coding region runs from base 1 to 1068 and encodes 355 amino acids. The transcript is spliced from 10 exons. The record is from RefSeq and is a predicted model, not a curated record. NCBI's taxonomy places the organism in Eukaryota, Fungi, Basidiomycota, Agaricomycetes, Agaricales, Hydnangiaceae.
AUGGAAGAUCCUACAUCUCAAGUAUUUCGACGAAAAAACAAGGAGUCUUUCCGUGUCCACCACGAAGGAAACGAUGAAGACGCGUCCCAACUGAUGAAUGGUGAGACGCAAUGCGACUGCAGAGAAUCAUGCGGCGAGAAUUUGGAGGGCGUUGAAAUACGAUCACAUAAUUUGCUCCAGACUUCGCGAAUCCAUCCUCAAGUCCACAUCACCUCGAUCAGUUGGACAACCACUGACGAGCUUAUGACGCAGAUGCUUAGGCCGCGGCACAUCGCUUCCUCUGCUAAGACCGAGUGGCUACUUCGAAUGUCGAAGCUGGUGUCGGUUGUGGUCCGUAGUGCGUCAACACUUUUCGGUUUGAUGCCAAUCAACGUCAUCAAAGCGCCCCAAGGCCUGACAGCUGAUAACUGCAAGUCUACAGCCAAAUGGAGCGAGCAUGUCAAUCAUGGGAAGUGGCUAUGGCCAAUUGAAUACCAGACCGGUAACCGUUUAACAUUUACCUAUGAGCAAGACGCAGCAUUGGCUGUCCAACCUAAUGUUCUUCCCAACAGUUACUGCGCGAUGACCGUUUUGGAAACGAUAUCGGCUCUCUACAUCAACGUAAAUUCGUUGUCAAGUUCCAACGUUCUUCCCAAGCCUUGCAAUCACAUUGUCCACUCCCAAUCACCCCCGACAACUAGCAAUCGUCUCCGGCCUAACCGUCUGCGCAAACCUCACCAACUCAUUCACCUGCACCCACCGCUCGUCCUCAUGUCCCUCAUAAGAACGCCCGCACUUCAAAUCGGGAAACAAACCAUUCAAAUACCGCCUGAUGCGAAAAGCGUCCCGCGCAUCCCAAUCGUCUACUACCGAUGCAAUCGGUUGUACUGCUUGUAUGUCGCUCGUAUCCAGGGGUAUCCGCAGUUCCGUAAGCUUGGGACAACGUUCCGCGAGGACUCGAAGAGACUUCAUCCUCGGCCGAAUACGAGUGGGAGGGAGGAACGGGAGGAGGAGGUCGUUCAAGUUUGGCCAGGUCUUCGCCCACUCUUCUAUCAGGUCAUCGCUGAUAUCCAUGAGGUAUCCACGUAG